AGAGUCCAAAUUAAGAUGGCUACCAAAUACUGCCUAGUGUUGCUCUUUGGAGUGGUGCUUCUCAGCACUGCCUCAGUACUAGCCGAUCACCAUGAGCCUCCCAAACACGAGAACAAACCUCCAAUUCACAAGCCACCUUUGCAAGGCAAACCUCCUAAGGGAGAGAAACCACCACCAAAACACAAGCCACCAACCCUUCUUGAUAAUGAGGAUACAAAGCCAUUCCCAGAGCACAAGCCACCAACCCAUGGUGAGGAACCUCCCAAGGGUAAGGGAAAGGGAGAAAAGCCACCUCACGAUCAUCACCCUGGACGACUUCUACUCGAGUUCCACUCCCUAGAUGAACAAAAUUCUCCAAGUUUAGCUGGCAAGCCUCCGGCAAAGGGAGCAAAGCCACCUCCAAAACACAAACCACCAACCCCACUCAACAAGGGAGAGAAGCCAUUCCCAGAGCACAAGCCACCAACCCAUGGUGAAGAACCUCCCAAGGGUAAGGGAAAGGGAGAGAAGCCACCUCCAGAGCACAAGCCACCUCACGAUCAUCACCCUGGACGACUUCUACUCGAGUCUCAAUCUCUUGAUGAAGAAAAUUCGCCAAGUUUGGCAGGCAAGCCCCCGGCCAAGGGAGCGAAGCCACCUCCAAAACAUAAACCACCAACCCAACUCGACAUUGGAGAGAAGCCAUUCCCAGAGCACAAGCCACCAACCCAUGGUGAAGAACCUCCCAAGGGUAAGGGAAAGGGAGAGAAGCCACCUCCAGAGUACAAGCCACCUCACGAUCAUCACCCUGGAGACCAUUUGGUGGAGGACGCAAAAGAUUCCCACAAGCCACCCAGAAAGUUGAAGCCUCCAACCGUCGGAAAGAAGCCGCCGACUCACUCUCACAAGCCACCCCACAAACCUCCAUCUGCAAACUGAUCCGACGCAUGUGUACAUGCGUAUAAA
This is a messenger RNA of Juglans microcarpa x Juglans regia, 945 nucleotides long. Its product is annotated as early nodulin-75-like. Lineage: Eukaryota; Viridiplantae; Streptophyta; Magnoliopsida; Fagales; Juglandaceae. The coding region runs from base 16 to 918 and encodes 300 amino acids. The transcript has a single exon. The record is from RefSeq and is a predicted model, not a curated record.